UCGACAGAAUCUCUGCUGUCGCGCACUUUCGAAUUUGAUCCUCUAACUUUCUGACGAUUCAUAAACUGUGAAUAACGUCGAAGUCCGGCAACUGUCAAAUGACAUUCGCAUUUAUAAGGUUACUGCUUUGAUUUUGAAAUGGCAGCAGAAAUAAAACCCACAUCUGGAGGGAAUAAUGAUAAGUUUAGUUCCAGUCGCAAGCCCGUACUUUUGUCUAAAUUAGAAGGGUGUAACGAUGAUGUUAACGCGGCUAUUAUCAUCCCACGGGAAGACGGGGUAAUUAGCGUUUGCGAUGACAGAACUGUCAGAGUAUGGCUGAAACGAGACUCUGGGCAGUAUUGGCCAAGUGUUUGCCAGUACAUGCCUGUUGGUGCUACUUCUAUGCAUUAUUCCGUAGAAACGCGCCAAUUGUUUGUUGGACUUGAAAAUGGAAGUAUAAAUGAAUUUCUUUUGGAACAAGAUUAUAAUCGUAUGACUGGUAUGCGCGAAUAUUUAGCUCAUCAAGCAAGAGUUUCUGGAGUUAUAUACGCGGCUAAUUGUGAAUGGGUAUUAAGCAUAGGUCGUGAUAAAUUAUUUCAAUUACAUUGUUCCAAUACUGGAAGGAAAUUAGGAUCGUAUCAAACGGAUGCAUGGUACACCGCUCUGCAAUUUGAUGCGCAAUCUAAACAUGCUUUUGUGGGAGAUUAUUCUGGACAAAUAGCAAUGCUAAAAUUGGAUGCUAACGGUGUUACUUUCAUUACCAUGCUGAAAGCUCAUACUGGAAGUAUUCAUACUUUAGCAUGGGACUCUGAAAAGCAGCUUCUGUUUUCCGGGAGUUUUGAUCAAAGUAUUAUAGUGUGGGAUAUCGGAGGACGUCAAGGCACAGCGUAUGAACUUCAAGGCCAUCACAACAAAGUAACAGCACUUUGUUAUGCGAGCACAGAACGUAUACUACUAUCCGGAGGAGAAGAUGCCGUAAUUGUUUGUUGGGAUAUGGCUGCAAAUAGGAGAGAAACUGCACCUUGGGUUGAGUCUGAUACGUGUCAAGCUUGCGGUAGGCCAUUUUUCUGGAAUAUUAAAGCAAUGAUGGAUCAGCGUCAAAUAGGACUAAGACAGCAUCAUUGUCGUCAUUGCGGACGUGCUCUGUGCGCUCGUUGCACCUCUCAAAGGACACCGAUCCCAUCCAUGGGAUUUGAGUUUGAAGUUCGAGUGUGCGAUCCAUGCCAUAUUCAACUUAAAGCUGCCAACCAAACAUCUCUCGCAUCGUUUCAUGACGCGAAACAUAGUAUUAUUGGAAUGGAUUUGGAUGCUCCACGUCGAAGAUUACUGACCAUCGGUCAGGAUCGCUUAAUUAAAAUAUGGGAUAUUUCUGCGCUGCUUCAGUGAACUUGCAAGUAUAUAUGCUUUUUCCAAACAAAUCAAAUUAUAUGACACGGAAAAACUGUUAUCACUUUUAAACCAUUUAAAAAAUGUGCUAUCCAGAGCGUAUUUUUGUGAUUAUGUUAUUAUUUCUAAUUACAAAUUCAGAUAUACUUUGUGUAAUGUUGAAUUUUUUUGUAGAAAUAACGAAGUAAUAUUGCAAACGUAAUUACACAAAGUAGAAUUGUAAUUAUAGUUUUUAAAAGUUCAAGUCAUCGAUACUUCUUUGCACCAAAUACUCAUGUAUUCCUUGUAUAUUUAUAAAACCAGCAGCAUUAGAUGUGAAUAUAUUUUCUCAUAUACGGUAGACUCGAUGCGAUUAAUUGGAACAAAAAAGAAGACUAAAGUUAAAAGCGAUCUAUCUAUUUUUGGAAUAAUGAUAAAGUUACUUUCAAGAAACAAUACUUUAAUAUCUCAGGUAUAAAAUAUGAUGCCGAGGUAUAUGGGACAACCGAAAUGGAGAAGAGAAGAGCGGGGGAGAGGCAGACAAAUAGACAGAAAGUGAGACUAUUAAUAUCAAUCUUACGACUCUUCAAUAUUUUUCUAAUUAAAAUUUUCCAAGGUACAUCCAGCAGUUUUUAUAUAUAAACUAUAAUAUGGCUAUAUCAUACGUAGGUAUUUUUUUAUUGAAUCAAGUUAUUCUAUACAGUUGCUGUUUAAAUCUUUAGAAAAAAUAUGUAGUUUAUUCAUACUUAUUCAUGGUUUCUCGAGGCAUAUAUGACACAUACUAUAUGUAUAUGUGCGUAAAAUAAAACACUUGUAGCACUGCACGAUGUAACAUUAACUUUAUUAUAUUUUGUUGUUGAUCGGUUUGAAAAAUAUAUUACAUAUAUUUUAUGGAGAUAAAGGAUAUGUAUCCUUAUAUUAUAUACAUUAAUAUUUUUUAUCUUGCGUUUUAUUUCGAUUUUCAUUGAUUGCAUAAUAAUGAUUAUUUUAUAUAGCUAUAAAUAUGUUACGCGAAUUUCAUUAUCGGUUCGAUAAGGCUUUUCAUUUAAAAAUUCGAAUUUUUGAUAUUUCAUACGAAUAUUUGUAUAAUUAUAAACUCAUAAUUAUAUAAAUAUAUGCAUAUAACUUAUCAGAGAG
Messenger RNA from Polistes canadensis, 2481 nucleotides. RefSeq names its product WD repeat and FYVE domain-containing protein 2 (gene Wdfy2). NCBI's taxonomy places the organism in Eukaryota, Metazoa, Arthropoda, Insecta, Hymenoptera, Vespidae. The transcript has 7 exons. Gene Ontology annotation, molecular function: protein binding; metal ion binding. The coding region runs from base 139 to 1365 and encodes 408 amino acids. The record is from RefSeq and is a predicted model, not a curated record.